Rhodamnia argentea is the source of this 942-nucleotide messenger RNA. RefSeq names its product protein EARLY RESPONSIVE TO DEHYDRATION 15. The transcript has 3 exons. NCBI's taxonomy places the organism in Eukaryota, Viridiplantae, Streptophyta, Magnoliopsida, Myrtales, Myrtaceae. The record is from RefSeq and is a predicted model, not a curated record. The coding region runs from base 208 to 720 and encodes 170 amino acids.
UCAUUAUCUCUCAUGCUUCCUUCUUUGGAUCUCGACAUCUUAUUCACGGGCUCAAUCGGACGUAAACUAGGGAGUAAAGUUGAUUCAAUCCUGCAUUUGGUGGUUCCGUUGAGUUUUUUGAUUUUGGAUCCGAGAAAGUGAAGGAAGCUGGAUCGAUUUCCCAAUUCUGUUGAUAUAAGAAGUUGCUCAAGGCAAGUUGUUUCGAAGAUGGCGCUGGUUUCGGGAGGAAGGUCAACAUUGAACCCAGAUGCCCCUCUAUUCAUACCCGCCGCUCUUCGCCAAGUUGAGGAUUUCUCCCCAGAAUGGUGGCAACUGGUUACGACCUCUACAUGGUAUCGUGAUUACUGGCUCAGCGAACAUCCUGAAGGGCUUUAUAAUAAUGUGGACUUGGAGGAUGAACUUCACGGCAGCGAUGUGGCGAAUUUGCUUCCUGAUACCUUUGAUCUCAAUGCUGAAGAUUUGUCCUUAAUGGAAUCCCAGUUCGAGGAGUUCCUCCUAUUUGCUGAGUCUGAGGGGAAUGAUUUGUCUACUCCAGCAUUCAAUGGAGCAAAUGGAAAAGGCCUUCAAGAUACUGGCGCAAUGAAGCAGAAUGCAAACUUGUUGAAGCCCUUGGACGUUGAACGCCAAUGGCCAAGGAAAGAACCGGCAAAAUAUGUAGAGAAGCCAGCCAAGAAUGUGAACGCGAAAUGCAGCCCCCGCUUCAUCCAACAGCCUCGCUGAAGUUCCCUCUCAGGAUAUAAGUUCUUCAGAGUAGGCCUGCGUCCCUACUGGGGGAGUUUUUUCACCUGUUUCCUGUAGCUUCUUUCUGUAGAACAAGGUCGCAUCAUGCGGCCCUUGACCAUCUGCCAUGUAUUUUCCUUUCUUAACCAAAGGCACUUUGUGGAAUGUAAAAAUCAAAGUGUAUAAUCAACUGGAAAAAGAAAAGAGAAAUCUCCUUGUUCA